Messenger RNA from Dermacentor silvarum, 2193 nucleotides. RefSeq lists its product as uncharacterized. Bases 103 to 2193 code for a protein of 696 amino acids. NCBI's taxonomy places the organism in Eukaryota, Metazoa, Arthropoda, Arachnida, Ixodida, Ixodidae. The record is from RefSeq and is a predicted model, not a curated record. The transcript has 13 exons.
UGUAGUACAAAUCUCAGUGUGCGCGUGUGUUAAGACGAAGUACGACUCCUCUCACGCAGGAAUUCCGCACUCCCGGAGGAAGAGGCGCAGAUCGCCAUCAGCAUGAGGAGGCGGCACUGUGUCACGUUACUGGUACUGGCCCACGUCACGACGCUCGUAUCGGCCAAGGUGAGCUUCGAGAAGCUGACCAAUCUGGACUUCGCGGGCAGCGCCUACUACACGAUCCGCAACCUGUCGCUCUACGAGUGCCAAGGCUGGUGCCGCGACGAAAAGGAGUGCGUCGCCGCCGCCUUCAGUUUCGUGCUCAACCCGCUGGCGCCUCAGCAGGAGACCACCUGCCUGCUGCAGAACAGCACGCAGGCGCGCAAGCCCACCGCCAGGCCACAGCGGGCCGUCAACCUCUACUACCUCGUCAAGAACCACAUACGCUCCGAGAAAAUCUGCGACCGGCUAUGGUCGUUCGAGCGGUUCCCGAACAAGAUGGUGCGCGGCCACGACACGGCGGUGCUCUUCACGGCAAGCAAGGACUCGUGCCUGGCGGCCUGCCUCAACGAGGACCGCUUCGUGUGCCGCUCGGCCGAGUUCAACUACGUCACCCUGCAGUGCCACCUGAGCGACGUGGACCGGCGGUACGCGGGCGUCCAGGAGAAGUACGGGGACGCCAUCGGCGUCGACUACUUCGAGAACGCCUGCCUCGAAGCGAGUGCCGUCUGUUCGGGGAUGAGGACGUACGACUUCGCUCAAGUAGGAGUGUCACAAGACGUGGUGACGCACUACGUGGAUCUCAACUUCUAUCCGGAUAAGGAACUACUGGUGAACAGCAAGUCGGAGUGCCUGCGCGCCUGCACGGUGGACAACGACUUCGUGUGCCGCUCGGUGCUGUACAAGCCGAGCCAGGACGGCGCCAUGCAGGGCUCGUGCUCCGUUUUCCACGUCGACCACCUCAUGCUGCCCGACGGGCCGGCCACGUUCGCGGGCUCCAGCCCUCCGCUGCCGCUGCUGGACACUGGCGAGACCAAGGGCAUCUACCUGGAGUCACGCUGCACCAACAGCACGAGGCAGUACACGGCCAAGCCAGGCACGCUCAAGAGUCCGCCAAGCGAAACGAGGACGUCAACCAAGUCGCCCGUCUUCGCCGACUCGCCUGACCCUUCGUGCGACGCGUACGGGGUGUGCUACGACGUGUCCAUUCAGUGCACGGACGCCAAGAUAGUGGUGUACGUGAAGACGAGCCGACCGUUCCACGGUCGCAUCUACGCCAUGGGACGCAGCGAGACCUGCAACACGAGCGUCCGGAACAGCCAGGCGUUUCGGCUCGACCUCUCUCUCACGGGACAAGAUUGCAACACACAGUCAAUGGGUGGCGUGUACACGAACACGGUCGUACUGCAGCACCACAAUGUGGUCCUCACCAAAGCGGACAAAGUGUACAAUGUGCGUUGCACCUACGAGACGUCGUCCAAGAACAUCUCGUUCGGCAUGAUGCCCGUGAGAGACCCCGACACCACCCAGAUAACGGCCUCGCCGGAGGCGCCGCUCCCCAAGAUCGUCAUCUUCGGCGUCGACGGAAGGGAGGCGUCCACAGUCAGGAUCGGCGAUCGGCUCACCUUCAGGAUCGAAAUACCUGAGAGCACUCCCUAUGGCAUCUUCGCACGCAGCUGCAUCGCCAUGGCUAAGGAUGCGAGGAGCACGUUUGAAAUCAUUGACGAAAGAGGCUGUCCUGUGGAUCCUUCCAUAUUCCCCGGCUUUAUGCAAAUUGACAGCAGCCUUCAGAGUUCCUACGAGGCAUUUAGGUUCACAGAAUCCUACGGUGUCAUCUUCCAGUGCAACGUCAAGUACUGCGUCGGUAGGUGUGAACCGGUUGUCUGCACGCAUGGCCGGGAGAACAUUGAGUCGUGGGGACGUCGCAAGCGGUCUACCCGUAUUUCCAAGCGGAACACGGAGGAAAUGACGCUCAGCCAAGAGAUCCUGGUGCUGGACAUCGGGGAUGAACCAGCCGCGAGGUCCAUGACAGAGAGGCCCCCCACAGUCAACGAGUCGCUCAGCUACCAGGAGACAGUGGAGCUGAUGGACAAGUGCGCCUCGAAGAAUUCCGUGAUGGCACUUAGCAUAACUGCGUCGACCCUACUGGUGAUUUACAUCUGCACCGUUGCGUACUUUGUCGCACAAAGGAAAGUGAAGUCCAUAACAUGA